Molecule: messenger RNA, 3165 nt
Organism: Colletotrichum karsti
Lineage: Eukaryota; Fungi; Ascomycota; Sordariomycetes; Glomerellales; Glomerellaceae
Exons: 5
Coding region: 1-3165 (1054 amino acids)
Biological process (GO): chromatin remodeling
Cellular component (GO): RSC-type complex
Molecular function (GO): chromatin binding; protein binding
Source: RefSeq, a predicted model, not a curated record
AUGACUGCGACGCGCAGCGACGCGCCCGAAGUGCGCGAGUCCAUCGAGGCCAAGGUUACUGACGAUGUCGAAAUGACCGACGCCCCCACGGCCACCUCUACCGGAUCUGUUCCCAAUAUUGUUGAAUCGGUACCGACUGCUGCGAAACCUGAUGUUUCUGAGAAAAUGGAUCUCGAUGCCGACGCCGACGCCGACGCCGAUGCAGAAGGGGAGGUGGAUGCACCUGGAGAAGUUGACGCCAAUGCUCAUGUCGAUGCCAAUGCCGAUGCCGCCGCCGAUGCGGAUGCUGACGCCGACGCGGAUGGAGACCCCGAUGCCGACGGAGACCCUGACGACGACGCGGCUUCCCCGGCCGAGUCUGAACCCGGCGAUCUUUUAGAUAUCAUCUCGACACUCAACUCUUUCCUCAGUAACUAUAAGGACGAUGACGGGGAAUGGUGGGCUGCUAGCUUCCAGCGCAUUCCGAAUAAACGCCAGCUGCCCGACUAUUUUGAGAUUAUCGAGACCCCCAUUGCUUUCAGCACGAUUCGCCACAAAAUCGGCAAAAAGUUGUACACCGAGUUUCCCGAGUUCGUCCGCGACGUUGCCCAGAUCUGCCACAACGCCCAGGUCUACAACCGACCUUCUUCCGCCAUCUUCAAGGGCGCCACCAUAAUCAGGGACCUGUUCAAGAAAGAGUUGCAGAAACUCGUCACGAAGGGUACCAUCAAGCCCGAGGAGGCCGCGUUGCCAGACUUGGGCGAACUCCCGCCCGCCGACGAAUCCUCUCCUGAGCCCGAGUCUGAAGAAGAGGAAGAGGAGGAGGAAGAGGAGGAGGAGGAGGAGGAAGAGGAUGAUGAUUCCGAUGACGAUGGGAGAGGCCGCCGCAACAGGAGAAGAGGUCGGACUUCUCUCAACAGGCGUCAAACAGAUGAGGCCAGGGAGGACGAAGAGCAUAAGAAGCGCGGUCGUCCUCCCAAGGUCCUAACGCCCCUUGAAGCCCGUAUCAACAACGUCAUCAAAGGCCUCCGCAAGUUCAAGUCGGACGACGGCGACUUGCUCAUCGGUCCCUUUGAGAGGCUUCCGGAUAAGGCCAUGAACCCUGACUACUACCAGGUGAUUACGGAACCGAUUGCGCUGGAUAACAUAAAACGAAAGGCCAAGAGGAAGAAGUACCCGACAGUCGAUAGCGUUCUCAAGGACAUUGACCUCAUGUUCAACAACGCAAAACACUACAACGAGGAAGGCAGUGACAUCUUCGAAGCUGCUGUGGAGCUGCAGAAGCAAGCGCGGGAGCUCGUAGGCCAGGAGAAGGCCAGGUCUGACGACGAGUUUCGAGACGAAGACGGCAAACUACCGCUGGCCGAGAUCCAGUACAAUGGCCAGUCAUGGAGGGUUGGUGACUGGGUACAUAUUCGUAACGUCAACGACAUGGCCAAGCCCAUCGUCGCUCAGAUCUUCCGCACCUGGCAGGAUCGUGCCGGCCAGCGGUGGAUCAACGCCUGCUGGUAUUACCGGCCGGAGCAAACGGUGCACCGGUUUGAGAAGCAUUUUUUCGAGAACGAGGUGGCCAAGACGGGCCAGUACCGCGACCACCAGAUCGAAGAGGUGCUCGAUCGAUGCUUCGUCAUGUUCGUCACACGCUUCAACAAAGGUCGGCCACGCGGGCUGCCUGCGGACAAGGAAGUGUAUGUGUGCGAGUCGCGGUACAACGAGGCAACAUGCCGCUUCAACAAGAUCAAGACGUGGGCCAGUUGCGUGCCGGACGAGGUGCGAGAAAAGGAUUAUGAGAUGGAUCUGUUUGAUCAUCCCCGACGGCUCAAAAAAGUGCCCAGCCCGAUCAAGCACCUGCUGCAAGCCGACGCGAAGGAGACGGACGAGCUCCCGAAGCCGACUUGGGGAGCUCCAAACGCACCGCCUAUCAUUGGCGCCGUGCACCGACGACCGCGAGAAUCAAAUGAGUCUCCUCCGCCUGAGCCAACACCGUCUCCGCCCCCGGUUAUGAGUCAGGACGCGGCGCGACGCCCUUCGGUACUCCAAGCCAUGCGACAAACGCCCAGCGACAUGUCGAUGAACAACGCGCCGACGCCAUACGGGCACGGCAUGGGAGGUGCGCCGUCGCCGUCACCGGCCAUGUACGGCCAGCAAUACACGCCUCAGCACCCGUCUGCGUCUCCCGUCGCGGUGCCUCAUCAAACUCCAGUGCCGUUGCCCCAGAUCCCUCAUCAGGCGUCUCACUCUCCGCAACAGCCCAUCCGUCCGAUGUACCCGCAACAGGGAUUCGUGCCAAGCCCUUACCAACACCAGCAGCACCAGCAGCACCACCCGCAGCAUCCACCACAGCACCUUCCCCACCAGUUUCAGCACCAGCAACACCACCAGCCGCCGCCGCCUCCUCCUCCUCCUCCUCAGCAGUACCAGCACCACCAGCAGGCCCAAGCGCCGCCCGUCCCACAGCACCAUCAAAUGCACCCGCAAAUGAUGCCAGCAAACCCUUUAGGCCACAGCCAGACCUUCAACCACCAUCAAAUGCAGCCUCAGCCUCACCCAGCUGCAGCCCGCAACCCCAUGGCGUCCGGCUCCAACGGCAUGCCGCCAAACAACGCUUACAACCCGCCUCGGCCUCCCGAGGUUUUUGUUCUGCCGGACCACGUCAACGACCAGAUCCCCGAAGAGGUGCGCAGUCAGUACAACAGGGACGAGAACGGCAGAAUCAUUUUCUUCACCACACCGCCCGUCGCCCGUCCCGAGCAUGGCCUCGCCCCGGACCACGCCAAUACCGGCCACAGCCUCGCCUACCUUGCCAAGAGCAAUCCGGAAUGGCUGUCGGAGCGUACCAACCGCGCAAAGGCAUUCUCCGUCGCCAAGCAGAAGGAGUUGAAGACCAAAAUCGCCAUCGAUGAGAUGACAAAGGGCAAGACCCACGAUGAACUGCGCGACUGGGCAAGUGACGCCUGGGCUCUGUACUGGAAGAGCCAUGCCCAGGAGACGGCACGCAUGCUGCAAGUUGACGAUGUGGCGGGCCACGAACAGCUCGUGAAGGACCAGCGCACGACUCGAGCCAAAUCCCGGAAGGAACGCGAAGAGGAGGCCGAGAGGGCCGAAGAGGCCAAGAAGGCCAACUACCUGGAAAGCAUUUAUCACGCCCAUACCAGUAUGCGCCCAUCCAAGCCUCGCCAUGUUUGA